Molecule: messenger RNA, 838 nt
Organism: Cucurbita maxima (winter squash)
Lineage: Eukaryota; Viridiplantae; Streptophyta; Magnoliopsida; Cucurbitales; Cucurbitaceae
Exons: 6
Coding region: 70-555 (161 amino acids)
Biological process (GO): positive regulation of proteasomal ubiquitin-dependent protein catabolic process
Cellular component (GO): Cul4-RING E3 ubiquitin ligase complex
Source: RefSeq, a predicted model, not a curated record
GUUCUCAACACAGAUUUGACUGAUCAUCUUUCUUUCUUUCUAGAUUCUACUGUCCAAGGGUUUCUCGCCAUGGCGUCUUCCGCUUCUUCUUCCGCUCCCGGAGCCUCCAAGUUCCUCGGCGACCUUCCUUCCCAUGGCUACUUCUCCUCCACCGUUCCUUCCUCCAAUCCGGGAAGUAUGCGAGUCUAUAUCUGCCUUCAUGAUACCUCACCCCCAGAGGAUCAAGAAAUAAAGACAAACCAGCAGAAUAUACUUAUUAGAUCUUUAAUGCUUAAAAAUUCCAGUUCAAAGGAUGGAAAGGGAGUAGCUGCAGCCGAGUCUUCUCGAAAGAGGGCUGGUGAAAAAAUUUCAGAUAGCAGAGCAAAGAGGGCUGUACAAGUACGUUCAACCAAAGUGGCUAUGAUGCAUCCAGGAGCAUCAAACAGUGCAACACCGAGUAAGAAUCUACAGAGUUUGACCGUAGAGAGGCUGCGUGCCCUUCUCAAGGCCAAAGGCCUUUCGCUGAAAGGAAGGAAGGAUGACUUAAUUGCCCGCCUGAGAAGCGUUGAUGGCUAGCCAACCACAAAGAGAGUGAAACAUCUGCAAUCUCCAUGAACACGAGCACAGGUGAAACCUCGACGUUAUGGUUUACUCUUUUCUCAACAUUUAAACGUGUAGAUAGGAAUAUACUAUGCUUGAAAGUUGAAAUGACGGUGGUUUGGAGAAUAAAAGUUAGUCAUGGAUAUCUGUAUUCAUUUUGAUGAUGGGAAAAAACGACCACGGUUAAAUUUUUAGGGAUAAAGUGAGAAAAGGGUAUUUUUCUGAACCAUAAUAGAAAUCUUCCAAAAUCUUUGAGAUA